Molecule: messenger RNA, 990 nt
Organism: Salvia hispanica
Lineage: Eukaryota; Viridiplantae; Streptophyta; Magnoliopsida; Lamiales; Lamiaceae
Product: Ribosomal protein S24e family protein
Molecular function (GO): nucleic acid binding
Source: RefSeq, a predicted model, not a curated record
UCUAGAAUCUAGCAAAACCUCAGUACUCACUGCUUCAUCAAAUUCACCAUUUCUCUUACUGCGAAGAUCUCGAAAUCAGCAAUAGCUAUGAAUCAACUGAGUCGAGUUUCGAUGAAAUGGAGCCGCCUAGUUGGCGGUAUCCGGCAUCCUUCCGCCGCCGCCGUCGCGCCGAGGCGUUUCUCCACUGAAGCAUCUGAGCCGAGCCGAGCCGACUCCGGGGAUCAGUUUUUUCGAACUCCAUCAGCUGGUGUAGUUUAUGGGAGACUUCUCGAUAUCACAAAGCAUACAUCCAAGGCUGAUGUAAUCAAUCUACUGGAUGGCAGUAAUUUGAGUCCGGAGAAGAUCAAAGUUGAGUACAAUCAAGGAUUUCUUCCUUUGUCAAUGUUGGUUGAAUUCCCCUCUGCAUCAUCUUAUGAUGCUGCCUUGAGGUCAAUUGGUAGGAAGGGCCGCAUCUAUAAUAUCAGAAGGGCUGAUAAAUCUGAUUGGGAUGCUGGCGCACCUUAUGAUGGAAAAGCUAUCAUACUACUUGGGCUCCCCGAAAUGCAAAUUUUGAUGAUGUUGAGCGUUUCCUUUCUGGUUGCCAGUACAAUUCGCUACAAUUCAGAUAUCUGUCAGAUUUACAAACGAAGGCCCCAUCAGAAUGGCACUUGUUCAUUUCCCAUCCCAAGCUCUGGCUAUGCACGCUUAUAUCACCAAGAACAGAGGCUUCUGUCUCAAUAACCAAAUCACGGUGCAAGUUCUCCAUUAGCUCUUUCUUUCUUGGCAAUGGAUUCAGUUUUGUAGUUUUGUUCUGAUGCACAAGGAAGUGUGCUCGACUCGGGUAAGUUAUUUCUGCCAUUUAUGAAACUGUUAUGCUAUCUUGUUCAGGAAUACAAUGUGUUUCUUGUUUGAGCAUAAUGUUAGUAGAGAUUCUUGGAAACUACUAAUCUUCUUCGAACCAUAAAUAUUCUUGCCAGCAAAUGAACAAAAGUAGUAUAUAGUUUUCCAUAA